GAUCAACUAUCUCAUCUAUCUCUUGUGCCAUUUCAUAUCUUCCUUUGCAAUUACAAAUAUAAAAUAAAAGAUGACGAUGUUGGGUGUUAAGACCCUAGUGAUAAUUUUAUUUUUACAGGCAAUGUUUGUGUCGAUGGUGACUGAAGCUGCAUCUGCUAAUAAGGUAAAACGUGUUAAACCUCCAAAGCCUGUGAAACCCGUUCAGGAGAUUUUAACUUGCAAAAGCCGAAAAAGCAGAUGUUUCAUGAAGCGCAUCAAGUGCCCCGUAGAAUGCCCCAAGGUUAAACCAAAGAACCCUAAAGACAAAGCAUGUUUUCUUGAUUGUUAUUCACCCAAAUGCGAGGCCGUGUGUAAAUCACGUAAGCCAAACUGCAAUGGACCUGGAGCUGCAUGCUACGACCCACGAUUCAUUGGUGGUGAUGGAAUUGUAUUCUAUUUUCAUGGAAAAAGCAACGAGCAUUUUAGUUUGAUAUCUGAUACCGAUCUCCAAAUCAACGCACGUUUUAUUGGACUUCGACCUGAAGGUAGAACUCGUGACUAUACAUGGAUCCAAGCAUUAGGAUUGAAGUUUGGCCAUCACAAUUUCACUCUUGAAGCGACAAGGACCCAAAAAUGGGAUGAUGAUGUUGAUCACCUAAAGUUAUCAUAUGAUGGGAAGGAAUUGUUCAUUCCAGAAGGCCAUUCCUCCGAGUGGAAUUCCCCAGAAGGCGAUGUACAAGUUGAAAGGACUGCAACAAGCAAUAGUGUAACUGUCACCAUACCAGAUCAUGCUGAGAUAUCUGUUAAUGUGAUUCCAGUAUCAGAAGAAGACAGCAAGAUACAUAAUUAUCAGAUUCCAACAAAUGAUAGCUUUGCUCACUUGGAAGUACAGUUUCGAUUCUUUGGUUUAUCAUCUAAAGUUGAAGGGAUUCUUGGUAGAACUUAUCGUCCUGAUUUUGAAAAUCCAGCAAAACAAGGAGUGGCAAUGCCUGUGGUGGGUGGUGAUGAUAAGUACAAGACUAGUUCGCUCCUUGCGGCUGAUUGUGCCCUCUGCGUGUUCUCUCCAAAUGAAAUCAAGGAUGAACAUGGCUCGACGGUGAUGGAUUUUGGCAUGCUAGACUGCACGGGUGGAGGAAAUGGAAUUACAUGUAAGAAAUAAGUUUCUCAUAUAGUUUUUUAUUAUAAGCGUGUAACGAUUGAUUUGUGUUUUCUCAUUUUUAACUGUUUUUUUUCUUACUUUUGUACUUGGCGAAUGUGCCAAUAAAUAAAUUUGAUUCCUUUUUUAUAUGUUUUAAUUUAUUGACGCAAGAAAAUAUAAUAAAUAAAUUAAUCAUUAUCGUUUU
Messenger RNA from Lactuca sativa (garden lettuce), 1322 nucleotides. RefSeq lists its product as uncharacterized. The record is from RefSeq and is a predicted model, not a curated record. Lineage: Eukaryota; Viridiplantae; Streptophyta; Magnoliopsida; Asterales; Asteraceae.